Molecule: messenger RNA, 5616 nt
Organism: Amoebophrya sp. A25
Lineage: Eukaryota; Dinophyceae; Syndiniales; Amoebophryaceae
Source: the annotation of a GenBank genome assembly
GUAUCUUAAAAGUGUCUCUCUAUCUAAUCUUCAUCAUCGGUUUUAGUCAAUGGCAAAGAUCGAUGGUGGAACCGAAAAGCAGACUUAUCCAAUCGUGGUCAAUAAAUAUUGAUUUGGUUGUAUUAAAAACGGUAUGUACGACGUACUCAAGAAGGUCUGUGAUGUCGGUUUGGUCAAACCUCGAGAGAAAAGGCUGCUAUAGCAGUGAUUCGAAACUUGUGCGUGAAUAAAAAGUUGUCGCUACAAGAGGUGGUAUCUCAAAAUAUUGGACUACUCUUGACGCAUUCAAAAAAUAGAGACGAAGCUAAUCAUGUGCUUGCGAAAAAAAUAUUCCAAUUUUUGUAGGAUGCAUGCUAGAUGAAAAGUUUGAAGAGUUACAAGGGAAAGAUGACCUGUGUAGCGCAGUCGUAGCGCUGGAGCUUGUCCUGAUCCUCCCGUUCUCUCGAUUUUGAUCUCUCACUAGUACAGCGCUGCACAUUUGGAGUGGUAUUCCUGGCGCGCGAGUUCGGCAUCCGCAAGGUGGCUGCUAACUAGAAGUUCUUGACUCGCCGACUCACUGCAGCACAUACAUAUUUAUAUACGUGCAAUAAGUACAACGAACAACACUACUUCUAUAAUUUCUUAUUCUUGAUGUAAAAGUGAAAAAAUGCCCGAAUCUGCUGGGAAUUCGGUGUCGUCGACUGGCCCCUCGAUCUCGACGAGUAAUGGGCAUCCGAUUUCGAACGGCGACCGAUUUAUACCGAACCGCAGCUGCAUAGUGUCAGACUCUUCGCGCCUACUAUUCAGUUCCGAACAACAAGAUGAUUUCAUGCCCAAAACCGACUACGAACAUGCGCUCGCUGAAAAUUGUCUAGGAAAGGAACAGGUAAGUACUACAUAUCAAAUUUUUAUCUACUUAGGACUUUACAUGUUGUUCUCUCGAUAGUACCAAGUGCGAUGUUGAACUCUCUCAUAAUUACAACAGGCUUCCGAAUUGCUGAAGGAGAGGAUAUUGGCGUAUUCCCAGAAACCACCGGUGCCAACGCAAACGGGUGCCGACGAAGUGAAAGUCGUUUAUUCUCUGAAGAGGACAGCUCCAUCGACUUCGCAAAAGCAAUUGUUAUGGACUAGGAGGACAAUGCAUCUCGUCUGUAUUACAGCAAGCGAUCACUUACAGUAAGCGAUCGAUCUCCUUGUAAAAUUAUCCUUAUCAAUUUGAAUUUGUAGACCGAGACAUGCAUUUCCAUCAGGCAUCCUUGGCCAAUUUUUCAAUAGGCAGAAGGGAGUGUCUCUUUAAUCAAAUGAUGAAAUGGAACAGGACGUAAAAAAACAAGCACGAAAAACAUGCAACUCCCUUCCCAAAAAGACAAAAAAAGGUAGCCCCUAUACCUCGCGAAUAGGUAAAUCAAUCAAUCAAUGAAUCAAUCAAUGAAUCAAUGAAUCAAUGAGUCACUCAGUCAUCCUGUCUCUUUAAGGAUCCUGUCUCUUUAAGGAUCCUCUGCUCUAACAUGAUUAGCAGCGUCUGGCGCGCAGCAUCGCGUCAUUCCGACAACGCCUUUCAGAACACUGGAUGCCCCAGAUCUCGUAGACGACUUCUACCUGAAUCUGUUAGACUGGUCGACUCAAAACAUCGUGGCGGUGGCGCUAGGGGGGAUGGUAACAUUUUUUACUUUAUAUCGACGGACAAUAUAUCUUUUUUUAUACACUUUAGGAUACUUGUCGAUAGUUACCCUUUUCUCUUCUAUAUCUUCCUCUGGUCUGUCUUUUUUCUAGUUAGGUCGGCUCCACCACAAAUAUUAAUUGGAUUACUUGAUUCUUUUGUUUUUUGUUUCCUAGUUAGGUGUGCUCCACCGAUAUUUUUAUAUUACGUUGCAUUCUACUUAUUUGUCGACUACUGUUGUAUUACGUUGCAUCCCCGCCCCUCGCUCCCAGAGGCCAGUGACCGGUCGUUAUUUUCAGUAUUUCCGUACCUGACUCUGAAAUGGUUCGGUUAAGUAGUGACCUAAGGAGUCGCUUAAGUAGUGACCCGGUGCGUCGCUUAACCGGUGACAGAUGGCGUUGAGGCUCUUCAGGGAUACACUUCUGCAGCACUUGAAACUCGACUUUCGCAGCACUUAAGCAGCAGCUCUUUGCAGCACUUAAGCAGCAGCUCUUUGCAGCAUUUAGGGGACACCGUUUUGCAGCUCUUAGGGGACACAGAUUUGCACCACUUAGCUGACACACUUUUGCAGCACUUAAGGGCUAGAUCUUUGCAGCACUUAAUUAACAUAGGUUUGCAGCACUUAAUUAACACCGGUUUGCAGCACUUAGGGGACACAGAUUUGCAGCAGAUAAGGGACAGACAUUUGCAGCACUUAGGGGGCAGAUCCUUGAGGCACUUCAGGGCGACAUUUUUGAGGCACUUAACGAGGGCGCCUUUGAGGCACUUCGCGAGGGCGCCUUUGAGGCGCUUAGCGAGGGCGCCUUUGAGGCACUUAGCGAGGGCGCCUUUGAGUCACUUAAAGGGGAUAUCUUUGAGGCACUUGAGGGCCAGAAGCGUGAGGCACUUAAGGGACAGUGCCCAAAUCGCGCGAGUGCUCCUUUCUUCUCCUUACCUCUUUAUCUCUCUAGUCCACUUUCCUGUGUACUUCCUUUAGUUUACCAGGAUAGAUUUUAUUUCCUCAGAUCUAUUUGUGGAAUGGAAAUACGGCGUCAACGACAGAGCUCUGUAGUUUACCGGAAGACGUGGAGACUCACUACACCAGUGUCCGAUUUACCCGCGAUGGCUGCCAUCUCGCUCUAGGGCUAUCCGACAAUACAACCCAACUUUGGGAUUUGGGUAAUUCCGCGUGAUACAGAGCUAUCAAAUUUUGUUUUGGUGAUCAACUGCAGAGCAGAUAGGGUCAACAUCAUUCAUUGAUACCGUAUUAAAAAGUCUAACAUUGACUAUCCUGGACGCCCACCCAGAAUCUGAAAUUCUCCUCUCAAAACGAGGAUACUCCUCCUCCAAAAACAUAUCCAUCCAACAAACUACCCAGGCCGUUCCAAGCAGUUGCGAACGUUUAGGACACACUCUGCCAGAGUAAGCAGUCUGGCAUGGAACGGGCCACUCUUGUCGACAGGGUCAAAAGAUUUUGAGAUACAUAACCAUGACGUGCGAGUGAGGGAACAUCUUCUCUCCAAGAUGGGAGAAAAUUUCCAUCAGCAAGAGGUACCAAGAUAGUUUUCCUUCUUGUGAGACUUUUUAGACGCUAACUCUACGUUAUUAGACCUAUUCUAUCUUGCAUGUGUUGACAUUUAUCAGACCAGUGUAACCUGUCUUGUGCUUCGUCGAUAAGCAUCCAUACCUUUCAGCCGUUUCUUCUCUUGCUUGAAUUUUCUGACGCAUCCUAAUUAAGUCCUGAACUUGUACCUCAUGCUAGGUAAAUGAAUGAAUGAAUGAAUGAAUGAAUCACAGCCGUUUACGUCACGAAUCACCAGGUAUGCAGCUUGGAAUGGUCCCCCGAUGGCAGCAUGCUGGCUAGUGGUGGUAACGACAACAUGAUCUGUCUGACCGACGAGCGGGAAAUGUCACGACCUAGAUGUCAGUUGACGGAACACCGAGCAGCAGUGAAAGCGUUAUCUUGGUGUCCUUGGCAACGAAAUUUACUCGCCAGUGGCGCUGGUAGCAACGAUCAAACCGUGAAGAUCUGGAAUGCAAGUUUACGAAAGAAUAUUUAGAUUAGACCUAUGUACUAUUGAUGUUAUAUUAUCGCACAGAUAGUAGAACAAUAUUCACAUAUAAUAUGGAAUAAACCUGAGUUCGUGAGUACUUACGUGGGAGGAGGAUUACAACAAAGAAGUCGAAGUCCUCGUUGAAGACCGCUACUUCAGAAACUACCGUUCUUUCGUCUUGAUGAUUAUAGUGGAGAAAUACUAUUUCAGAGAUUUUUAUCAGUAGUACGCGUUGUAGUCAUGAGCAUAAAGUAGAUAGAUCAAGUGCUUUAUUUCUUCUAUGCUGAGUAGCUUUUCUCUGAGCUCCUUUUUUCCUUUCAUUUCCAAGCGGAAGCAAAGUGACGGAAGUCGUUACGGACGCACAAGUGACGCAAGUGAAGUGGAGUUUUGCAGAGAGUGGCUGUCGAGAGCUAGCUGUCAGUCACGGAUUUUCACUUAAGACCAUUUCAAUGAAAGAAUAAGCGAAUGAAUGGAGUAGAAAAAAUGAUACCCACUUCCAUGAUACAAGGCAUCCUUAGAAGCAUUAUAAGGCAUCCCCUUACAGAAUGAUCCUUGAAAACCUCCUCUUUUUCUAGUUUACGGAACUAUACAAAGAGGAGGUCUUCAAGAAUACUCUCUACACCCGGGGAAGAUGUAACUGGUGCGGCAGCGUUCGCUACUUCCUAACUGAAGAUUGGGAUUUUUGAAUGUUAUAGACUAGGAUCAUCUCUAAUUCACGAAAUGGCAUCAGUUUGUGGCGGUAUCCGUCUAUGGAGCGCGCGGCGGAGCUUUGUGGUCACACCAGCCGCAUUCUCUCCAUGGCCCAGUCUCCCGAUGGAAGUACGCUACUUACGGCCGGCGCCGACGAAACCCUACGAUUUUGGAAGGUCUUUCCACCAUUACGGCAACCCAGGGACCAUCCUCGGCGUCAUCCUUGGCUAUUUUUCUCAGGAGAAAAGGGCGCAAGGAUGGUGCGGUCGAGGAUACGACUGCGGUAGCUCUAACGCCAUGUUCCAGUGGUGGCGCAGAUCUGCAUGGUUCUUCUGCCCUUUCGGGUCCAGAGUCGGGAAUAUCAAGAGCAGCUAGAAUAGGAGGUCAAGGUGGAGACCACCCGAUGCCAGGAGUAAAGACUUUAGAAAGUCUAGCAGCAAGUGCAAAAAUUAAAGGAAUUCGAUGAAGACAAGUCGUUUGUAUUUGAAGAUGGGAGACGUGCCAUUUGCUCCUCGACGUAGUUGCACGACUUCUGUUAAUAAUCGCAAAGGGAAAUGCCUUACUGUAUCUAUACGAAUUUCAAAAACUACUGUAUCGUUCUCUUUUCAAAAUUGUAUAUAGGACAAAUUCAUCAAUUAAUCUACAUGCGUACACAUUUAUAUAAGUUCUUUGUAUGUGGGAUUCUGCUCGUUUCUGCAGCACGCGGAAGGCGGCAACGCGUUGUCGCCUUCAGUGAAGGGUAUACAUCUUUACCUAGAGAACACUUGGCUACCCAACAUAGUACUCUACAGCAUUGGUCACGAUAUCACGUUGUCAAAAAGAUGACCCUCACGCACCAUUCAUUCGCGUCGAAUCACAUAUAGAACUACCCGUUUCAACACAUUUUCUUGGUAUUAAAAGACCCAAUGUAUUUUAUGCAAGAACUACUAGUAAUGAUUAUAAAUGCAACUAUUGCAACUACUGAACACUUAAUCGUAUGCACGACUUAUUGAUGAGUAGCGCUAGCCCUAAGACACAGAUAGCACUUUGACAUAUAGAGUUCUUGUUCAACACAUAGAGGUCUUGUACUAUGACUCCUUCUGGCGGCCAAAAGGAAAGUUGCGUGUCGCAAACUACAUACGCUUCAUCAUGACGCACAAUGAUAGCAGGGUUGUGCAUGGUGGAUAAGUGAGUUGCAACAUUUGAAAAAAAGUUGUGCCCGCGCGAAAAAAGUAGACCACGACUACCUGCAUAAGGAAAUUUUUAGAAGUCACG